CCCCGCGCGUUGUGCCGUCAGCCGUAGUCCGGUAGUCGUGCGUUCGUGCCCGUGUCUGAUGCAUCUGCGCCGUGCUUGUGAAACGUAAAAUGUAAUAUUAUAGUGCAUUGCAUAGUAUCAUAUUAUAAACCAUAAUAUAGUGUCGUAUAUUAUUGUAUUAUUCGAGAAACGGAGACAGACUUCCCCGCCGUCAUAUCAUUAAUUGAUGUCCUGCUUAGAAUAUUGUUUGUAAAAUUUGACCAUCGGCCAUGAACUCGUGUUUCCCACCAUUGGCCGCUUUAACGCUGAAAGAUAAACGCCGAAAUUCUGCUUAUUUGGAGACCACUGGAAAUCAAACCAGUGGAAAACCUAACGUUAUACAAGACAUGGAAAUGUUUUAUAUAAAGCAAAUUGCUCAUAAUCUUAAGGACUAUGAAUUGGAACAAAAAAUGGAAUUUGAGAUGAAAAUGCGUGAAGGCACGACACGACUCCUUGCCGCCUGCAAACAUCAAACGCAAUCGUUGCAAGCCGCCAAGAGCUUGUUGACGUCUAACGAAAGGAUGACCGCUUACAUCGCCGAAUUGCACCGGAAGAGCCGAGAACCCCCACAGAUUGGAUGGAACGGUGGAAAGGCUCGGGUGUCGCUUUCGGACUUACGACUCCCACUGAUGUGGAGGGACACGGACCAUUUCAAGAAUAAAGGUGACUACCGACGAUUUGCAGUGUUCUGUUUGGCUAAAAUCGGUACGCAACUGUACGAUACUAGCCUCAUGUUCCCGGUUGACAGAUCCAUGACCGACGUUACGUUUAACGACGUAUUGCUCUUUGAAAACGUCGGGCCUGAUUUCAAACUCGACUUGGAAGUAUACGCCCAUGUACUGCGCGACGACUUUUCGAUUGCGAGCACGCCGAGGAAAAUUAAGAACACGCUACACAGUUCCAUAAGCCGCACGGUUGGUAAAAAGUUGGCUGCCACAUUGAGAGACGAACUGAAUAGUGGUAAAAUUGGACCUAGUUUUGAACUAAUGGCAUCAGCCAAACUGACUUUAGAAGAAGUGGAUGACAGAGUACAUACGCAUGAUAUGAAAAUUGAAUGCACUCAAGAAAACCGUAAUAAUCAGUUACCUCUGUUUGGUCAUUUUUGCUGUCGGUUGGCUGCACAACCCCAGUGUACAUCGUCCCCGGUGUAUUCAGGGUAUGUACGGCCACGAGAUGAAUCUUCUUCCUCAUGGGCCAACCUCCAAGCAUUUGAACUGUCUAUAUGGUCAACAGAAGAAGAAGCAAAAUCUCAACCACCCCAGAAAACAUUUCGUGUUGAUAGGAAUACAGUAAUUCGAGCGCUGAAGAUCAAUAAUGAAAUUGAAAUAUCCAACGAAUCUGAAAAGCGAACAGUAUCGUUUAUAUUUUCAGUAGAAAAUGGUGAGGAGAAAGGCAACUGGCUAAAAUAUUUAGUUCAGCAUACCAAAGAACAUUACAAAUGGAAAAAAGCAGCUGAAAAUGUCAUGGAAGUACAGUUGUUAGAAACUAACAGGCAUUCAUUUGUUAAACCAGAGCGACAAGGAUCACUUUAUGAUGAAACUCCACUUUUUGAAUCUUUUGACAAGAGCAGUCACGAUAAGAACAGGCCUACUGUAAUGGAUAUGUUUUCCAAUGGAGGCCAAGUCUCUACUACCAGUCUUAGUUCAUGUUCAUCCACUGGUUCUAUGUCUCAUAAUCUACGCUCAAACUCAUCCUCAUCAUCAUCAUCGACUGUGAGCAGUAGUGGAACCCAACGACGAUCACAUUGGCCGUUUUCUAGGAAAACGUGAUUAGCACACUAUGUUUCUAUUUCUUAAUUAUGAUGUACAUACUGGAGUGGGCUACACCUUUUAAGAUUCCUAGUUUUAUACCCUUAUUUACCAUUUUUGUACCUGCUUAAUGUUAAAUUUUAAAAGUGCUUACAUAAUUGUAUUAUUAUUAUUCAUUUUAUCUCUUUGUACCUAUUCCUAUGUGUACCAUUUCAUUGAUUUUCCAUUUUAUUUUUAUAGCAUAUUUUAAUUUGAAGUAUAGCCCUCUCUUAUCAAUGUGUCUUAAAGACUUAACAAAUAGUAUUAAUCUUAACUGUAUAAAAUGAAUACUUAUUAUUAUUAUUAGAAUUAUAAAAGAAAAUUUUUUUCGUAUUAUUUAUUAUUAUCAUUGUUUAAUAAUCUGAGAAUCAUUAUAUUUCAAAUGUGUCCCAUUCAUCAUUAUAAUAUAUCUUAUUUUUCGUGCUAAGUUAAUUCUAAAGCUUUUAUGUUAAAUUCAAAUAUAAUUUGAAAGUAGUAGUUUAAUUUAAUGCAAUAAUAAUAAUAAUGAGUAAUGGCCAUGUUUUUGUACUGACUGAUCAUUAAAUCAUGUCAAGUAUGUAUAAUUUAGUAGUGCAUAUUUGUUAAGGCUAUACAUUCUUACAUCUUGUGUAUACAUACAAGGACAUUAAACAUAUUUAUAUUUACAUACAA
Messenger RNA from Acyrthosiphon pisum (pea aphid), 2456 nucleotides. Its product is annotated as rhotekin. NCBI's taxonomy places the organism in Eukaryota, Metazoa, Arthropoda, Insecta, Hemiptera, Aphididae. The transcript is spliced from 10 exons. Bases 249 to 1787 code for a protein of 512 amino acids. Gene Ontology annotation, biological process: septin ring organization; actomyosin contractile ring assembly; mitotic cytokinesis. Gene Ontology annotation, cellular component: actomyosin contractile ring. The record is from RefSeq and is a predicted model, not a curated record.